GCGAUGCCUACUUCCAUUUGGACCUCCGCCUUCCUCCUCUCUUCGCAUCACCAACAAGAAGGCUAACACACACCAACCGAAGAACAAGGAGUAGGAGGGGAAGGAAAAAAAAGGAAUUUUGGUUGCGCAGAGUGUGUAGUAGAUAGAAUAGUGCUUUGAUCUCUCCUUGUUCGAGGUCGGUGCGCGAGGCAAUAAUGGUGGCCGUGGAGGCUGCGGCGGCGGCGGCGGCGGCGGUGGAGGGCCCGAUCCGGGCCGAGGCCAAGGUGGCGGUGGCGCCGGCGCCGGAGGGGGAGGCUAAGGUGGAGGUGGAGGGCGAUGCCCCUGCGGCGGGGGAGGCCGAGGAGGAGGAGGAGAGGGAGUACAAGAGCGACAUGAGGAAGCUGGAGGAGCUCAUGUCCAAGCUCAACCCCUGCGCGGAGGAGUUCGUGCCGUCGUCGCGCCGCGUCCCGGCGCCGGCACCGAAGCCGGUGGGGGUGCUCUCCGCCGACGCGCCGGUGUUCGUCUCCGCCGCCGAGUACUACGGCGCUGCCGGCGGCGGGAGCAGGGACUCCAGCAGCGACGGAUCCAGUAACGGCAGCGGCAACCCUCUGAAUCGCCGGAGGAGGAAUAGCUUCAACCAAGGGAGGCGGAGGUUGGGGGGCCGACCCCGACGGGCUGAUAGGGAGGAUAGUGUGCGGCGAACCGUCUAUGUCUCUGACAUUGAUCAGCAUGUGACUGAGCAGAAGCUUGCUGAAGUGUUUUCUAACUGUGGGCAAGUGGUAGAUUGCCGUAUCUGUGGUGACCCUCAUUCUGUCCUGCGUUUUGCGUUCAUCGAGUUUGCUGAUGAUGCUGGUGCAAGAGCCGCACUAACACUUGGGGGAACCAUGCUGGGUUAUUAUCCUGUUAGAGUUUUACCUUCUAAAACAGCGAUUCUACCUGUGAACCCUAAGUUUCUUCCUCGAACUGAAGAUGAGAAAGAAAUGGUCUCAAGGACUGUAUAUUGUACUAACAUAGAUAAGAAGGUUACUGAGGAGGAUGUAAAGGUUUUCUUUCAGGGUACAUGUGGGAAGGUUUCUCGGCUGAGGCUCCUUGGUGAUUAUGUACACUCCACAUGCAUUGCUUUUGUUGAGUUUGCUCAGGCAGAAAGUGCAAUUAUGGCCCUGAACUUCAGUGGUAUGGUCCUUGGCUCCCUUCCUAUUAGGGUGAGCCCUUCCAAGACACCAGUCCGUCCGCGGUCUCCUCGCGUGAUGUCCAACUGAGCCCAUGUCCCGCUCCAAGCCGCCGUCACCCUUGAGGCUGCCACCAGUGGCAGAUCAUCCCCAGGCUGAGCUUCCUCUAGUCGUGAUCGUGCUAGAGCCGUCGCAUUGCGAAUCAGUAACCGUGGCGCUGUCCUAGUACCUAGUCAUCAUAGGAAAGUCAACUUGCUGCUAAUGUUCUUCUCUCGGAGGCCCAUGCAUCUCUUGUUGUUGGAGGCACCAUUUGCGUUUGUUUUGCUCGCUGUCAUGUUAAUUAUGGAUGAAUUCUUAUAUAACAGCCUUUUCAGGCACAAGAAGAAUAAUGUCUAGCAUCUUCUCAA
Molecule: messenger RNA, 1555 nt
Organism: Setaria italica (foxtail millet)
Lineage: Eukaryota; Viridiplantae; Streptophyta; Magnoliopsida; Poales; Poaceae
Product: polyadenylate-binding protein-interacting protein 8
Exons: 10
Coding region: 195-1238 (347 amino acids)
Molecular function (GO): RNA binding
Source: RefSeq, a predicted model, not a curated record